AUGAGCAAGUCUUAUUCAUCUUCGGCCCAGACGGCCUCCUCGUACCGUCGCACCUUCGGCUCUGGCGUCGGGUCAACCCCAAUGUCUUCCGUCUUCUCAUCUGGAGGUGGUGGUGGUGGUGGCCGCAGCUCCUCUGCAAGCCGCAUGUCUUCCAGAGUCUAUGAAGUUAAGAACAACGCUAGUCCCUCCUAUUCUUACCGGUUGUCCUCUGGUGCUGGGGGAGCAGGGUUCGGCUCCUCUUCAGCCAUGCGCAACUAUUCUGGCGAGAAACUUGACUUCAACCUGGCCGAUGCCAUGAACCAGGACUUCCUCAACACAAGGACCAAUGAGAAGGCCGAGCUUCAGCACCUUAAUGAUCGCUUCGCCAGCUACAUCGAGAAGGUGCGUUUCCUGGAGCAGCAGAAUGCAGCGCUGACGGUGGAGAUUGAGACGCUGAAGGGCCGCGAGGGGCCCGGUCGCGUGGCUGAGAUAUACGAGGAGGAAAUGAGGGAGCUGAGGAGGCAGAUUGAGGCCCUCUCCAACCAGCGCGCCCGAGUGGAGGUUGACAGAGACAACCUGGCUGAUGACCUGCAGAAGCUGAAGCACAGACUGCAGGAGGAGAUUCACCAGAAGGAAGAGGCUGAGAACAACCUUUCUGCCUUCAGAGCCGAUGUUGACAAUGCCACUCUGGCCAGGCUGGACCUGGAGAGACGCAUUGAGAGCCUGCAAGAGGAGAUUGCCUUCCUCAAGAAGAUUCAUGAAGAGGAGAUCCGUGAGCUGCAGGGCCAGAUGCAGGAAACACAGGUGCAGGUCCAGAUGGACAUGUCCAAACCCGACCUGACUUCUGCUCUGAGGGACAUCCGUGUGCAGUAUGAGGGCAUCGCUGCCAAGAACAUCGCAGAGGCUGAAGACUGGUACAAGUCUAAGGUGUCUGAUCUGAACCAGGCUGUGAACAAGAACAAUGAUGCUCUGCGUCAGUCCAAGCAGGAGAGCAUGGAGUACAGGCACCAGAUACAGUCCUUCACCUGCGAGAUUGACUCACUCAAGGGCACCAACGAGUCUCUGCUGCGCCAGAUGAGAGACAUGGAGGACCGCAUGACCCUCGAGGCUUCUGGUUACCAGGAUAGUGUCACACGGCUGGAGGAGGACAUUGCUAAGAUGAAGGAUGAUAUGGCUCGUCACCUGAGAGAGUACCAGGACCUCCUCAAUGUGAAGAUGGCCCUUGAUAUUGAAAUCGCCACCUACCGCAAGCUGCUGGAGGGAGAGGAGAGCAGGAUCACUACCACCGGGCCUGUCCAGUCUACUUAUUCCUCUAUUGGAUUCAGAGAGACCAAUCCUGAGUCCCAGCAUCAGCGCUCCUCAGAGGUUCACUCCAAGAAGACCGUUCUCAUCAAGACCAUCGAGACCCGCGAUGGAGAGGUUGUCAGCGAGUCCACACAGCAUCAGCAAGACAUCAUGUAAACCCGACGAGGCAACGUUAGAAG
Molecule: messenger RNA, 1463 nt
Organism: Cyclopterus lumpus (lumpfish)
Lineage: Eukaryota; Metazoa; Chordata; Actinopteri; Perciformes; Cyclopteridae
Gene: desma
Product: desmin a
Exons: 10
Coding region: 1-1440 (479 amino acids)
Biological process (GO): skeletal muscle organ development
Cellular component (GO): sarcolemma; cell-cell junction; Z disc
Source: RefSeq, a predicted model, not a curated record